Vespula vulgaris is the source of this 8604-nucleotide messenger RNA. RefSeq names its product ecdysone receptor-like. Gene Ontology annotation, biological process: ecdysone receptor signaling pathway; negative regulation of transcription by RNA polymerase II; cell differentiation. Lineage: Eukaryota; Metazoa; Arthropoda; Insecta; Hymenoptera; Vespidae. Gene Ontology annotation, cellular component: nucleus. Gene Ontology annotation, molecular function: ecdysone binding; zinc ion binding; RNA polymerase II cis-regulatory region sequence-specific DNA binding. The record is from RefSeq and is a predicted model, not a curated record. The transcript has 5 exons. Bases 151 to 2061 code for a protein of 636 amino acids.
GGUGGUGGUGGUGGUCUCGGCGUAAUAGGCGUAGGCGUAGCCGUAGUAGGCGACGUAGGGGAGGAAGAGUCGCUGGACGGGAGGCUACAGGACGAGGUCCUGCUAUUGGAUAAGAUCAAAGAGGAACAGGAAACUGGAAUCGUUUCGGAAAUGUUACAAACCGUUCCAAGGGUACCAGUUGCGGGUGUUAGAAGAAGAUGGGGUGGUGCUAAUGGUAGACAACAUUCGUCCUCGUCUACCGGUACCAGUGGUCACCAUCAUCAUCACCAUCAUCACCAUCACCAUCAUCAUCAUCAUCUUCAAGAAUCCUGUCCCGAGGUAUCCAGCAGCGGCGUACUUUCACCACCACCUACAAAUUUUCGUCCUGGUACACCAGAAAGUACAAACAACGUCGUUGUCUCAGCUACCACUGCUACUGCUACCGCAGCCGUUGUUGUUGGCGCUGGUCCUGUUCGAUCCACCAAUCACGAGGAUCUUCAACUUUGGGACCUCGAUCUUCAUCGUGGAUUACAACAGACUCAACAGCAACAAACCACGACGACUACUGCUACCGCUACGACUACGAUCGAUCAGUACAGUAGGACUAGCACGGUUGUUGCAGCACCUACCACUACCAGUACCGGUAGUAUACUCAUAGCUACCAACGAUCAUCCCGCGUCACCGUUUCAACCUACCCUGGAAGGCAGGGAUGAGCUCUCGCAGCCGGGUUCGCUUAACGGUUACGGAAGUGGUGGCGGUGGUGGAGGAGGAGGCGGCGGUGGAGGUGGUGGAGGUGGCGGAGGAGGUGGCGGAGGCGGUGGAGGUGGCGGAGGCGGAGGUGGAGGACCUGGUGGUGGCGGAGGUGGUAACGAUGGUUGCGACGCAAGAAAGAAGAAAGGUCCAACGCCGAGACAACAGGAAGAACUCUGUUUGGUCUGUGGUGAUCGGGCUUCUGGUUAUCAUUACAAUGCACUCACCUGUGAAGGUUGUAAAGGUUUCUUUCGGCGCAGUAUAACGAAAAAUGCGGUUUAUCAGUGCAAAUAUGGGAACAAUUGCGAGAUUGACAUGUAUAUGCGCCGUAAGUGUCAGGAAUGCAGGCUGAAGAAGUGUCUUACGGUUGGCAUGAGGCCGGAAUGCGUUGUACCCGAGUAUCAGUGUGCGGUCAAGCGGAAGGAAAAGAAGGCCCAGAAGGUAGGGGAAAAGGACAAGCCGAACAGCACGACGAUGAACGGCUCGCCAAGUAGCGUCGGUGGUAUGGGCAGCGAUCAAGUAGGCGUGAAGAUCGAACCGGCGGAGGCAGAAUCGUUGUCGAUGUCCGGUAGUAGCGGUAUCCUCACCCCGGUUAGCCCUUAUGGCUGCGUUAAGCCUAUCAGUCCCGAACAGGAGGAACUGAUACACAGGCUCGUUUAUUUCCAAAACGAGUACGAGCAACCGAGCGAGGAGGAUCUCAAAAGGAUCACGCAUCAACCGACGGAAGGUGAGAACCCCAGCGAUUAUAGGUUCAGGCACAUCACAGAGAUAACGAUAUUGACGGUGCAACUGAUCGUCGAGUUUUCGAAAAGGUUACCCGGUUUCGACAAGUUGAUGCGCGAGGAUCAGAUAGCAUUGUUGAAGGCGUGCUCCAGCGAGGUGAUGAUGCUGCGAAUGGCAAGAAAGUACGACGUACAAACGGACAGCAUAAUAUUCGCGAAUAAUCAACCGUAUACACGGGACAGUUACAACGUAGCCGGUAUGGGUGAGACCAUAGAGGAUCUUUUACGUUUUUGCCGGCAAAUGUACGCGAUGAAGGUCAACAAUGCUGAAUACGCGCUACUUACGGCCAUCGUAAUAUUUUCAGAGAGGCCAAACCUGAUGGAGAGCCGGAAGGUCGAAAAGAUUCAAGAGAUAUAUUUGGAGGCCCUUAAAGCGUACGUCGACAAUCGUCGUAGACCGAAGUCCGGUAUAAUAUUCGCCAAGUUGUUGUCAGUAUUGACGGAACUACGGACCCUCGGCAAUCAGAACAACGAGAUGUGCUACAGUCUAAAGUUCAAGAACAAAAAGCUGCCAGUUUUCCUCGCCGAGAUCUGGGACGUGGGGACCUAGUUUCCUCGUUGCCGAUCGCCGGUCUGCGCGCCGGUCGGCUGAAUGUGUCUGUUUUAUUCGAAAAUUGUGGCUCGCGCAUCGACGCGACGACACGACGAGCAAGAGCAAGAGCAAGAGCAAGAGUUAAGAGCAAGAGUUAAGAGCAAGAAGGACGAGCAACGGCACCGAGCAAGAGGAUUAGCAAAUGGGAGUGUGCGAGUGAGCGAGUUAGCAAACGAGUUAGCGAACGAAUGAUGCUACUUAGCUAGCGAAAGGAAUAAAAGAAGAAGGAGAAGAAGAAGGAGAGAGAAAGAGAGAGAGAGAGAGAGAAAAGAAAGAAAAAAAGAAAGAAAGAAAGGAGAUUGAAAAAUGCAAGAAGGACGAUAUGCUCGACUCCUGUACUAGUGUGCACCACUAUGCCACUGCCUCUCUCAGGCAUUUCGCGAUUCGACUUCUUCGUGGGCUUCUUUUGCCUGUUCAUUCGUUAUACAAAAUACCACACAACACAAAUAAUAACUUUUGCUUUCUUCGUCGACGACAGAGCGGGGAGGAUAAAUGGGAAUAGGAGGAGAAGGAGGAGGUGAGGGAGGGGACGAUGAUCGUUGUUGUGUUUGUCGAUCGACGGUCGACGUAGCCUUCUUCGUAUGGAAGAUAAAAGGUGGAAGAAUCGUCAUUGAAAAAAGAAGAUUAAAAAAGAAGAAAGAUAAGCAAGGGAAAUAAAAAAUUGAUUAUGAAGAUUGUGACGAGAAGGACGACGAGGACGACGACGACGACGAAGACGACAAAAAGUAAAGUAGAUCGGAUGAUGGUAUCUACUUGUUGAAGAAAGGAAGGAAGGAAAAGAGAUGGUGAAAAGUAAAAAAAUAAAGAAAGAAAGAAAGAGAUAAAGAGAUAAAGGGGAUUGAAACCACGAGGUGUCUUUGGUUUCGAAGAAGAACAACAAGGCAGUGGCGAGGCACCCAGGCUGUGAUACGUAGAGACAGUACAGAGACUAUAUAAGGAACUAACUACAGUUAUAUUAUUACUAUAUCUCCUACCUGACUACCCCUUGAAAUCGAUAUGUAAAUGUAAACGUGUUAUGUAUAAGGCAUGAUCCAUAGGGCGCGAUGUGUUGUUUAACCGAGAGUAUAAGGAUGAGAAGAGGUGUUGAUAAUGAUGGUAAUGGUGAUUAUGAUAAUGAUAAUGAUGAUGAUGAUGAUGAUGAUGAUAAUGAUGAUGAUGAUCAUGAUGAUGAUGAUGAUGGUGAUGAUGAUGAUGAUGAAUUAUAAUCGUAUGUUGAUCAGGGAGAGAAAGAGAGAGAGAGAGAGAGAGAGAGAGAGAAAGUGUGCGUGCUGAUUAAGAGAAAAACAAAACAAAAAUAAAAAAAAAAAUACACAAAACACAGUGUAUAUCUUUUACGCGUCUGUACUUCCGCGUGCGAGUUUGUUAUUCUCUAUUAUGCGCGUGUUUUUGUGUGUAUGCGAGAUUAUGCGUCCGUCUUCUUCUUUUCGUGCAGAUUGCAAGAAAUGAGAGAGAGAAAGAGAGGUAGAGAAAAUGACAGUGUGAGAGAGAGAGUGUGCGAGAGAGAGAGAGAGAGAGAGAGAGAGAGAGAGGGAGAGGGAGAAUGAAAGAAAGAAAAAGAAAAAAGUAAACGAAAGGGAAAGAAAAAUUUUUUGCCGUGCCGGAGACGAUUAAAUAAAAUGAAUGCUUUUUGAGAAGGGAAACAAAAACGAAAAAGGAAAAAAAGAAAUAUAUAUAUAUACAUACAAACAAAAACAGAAAAAAAAGGGGUAGAAAACUCAGUGUUGUUGUUGUACGGCGUUUCGGGCCGCUGUUGAGCAGCGCCGUGUUGAGGGUUGAGAAAAGGGGGUGGGGAUUGGGGGGAGUGGGCGAGCGAGCGGAAUGAUGUGCCGUGCAUGUGAAUCGAGCGCGAAGAUAAAAAUACGAUAUACAUAAUAAUACCAUAGAGUCUAUUAUAUCACACACAUAGCAUAAUAUAUUGCUAGCAUCUACGCUGUUUGUACGAAGGGACAACAAGAGUUGAUAAGGAAAAAGGAGGAGGAGGAGGAGGUGGUGGACGACAAAAAAAAAAAAAAUUACAAAAAAUAUUUGGAAAAGAUGGUGCGCGAGAGAGAGAGAGAGAGAGAGAGAGAGAGAGAGAGAGAGAGAGAGAAUGAUGACGAAUGUACGAAAUAUUUAGAGAAAGUGAUCGAGAGAGAGAGAGAGAGAAGAUGAUGAAUGUACGAAAUAUUUAGAGAAAGUGAUCGAAAGAGAGAGAAGGGGGAAUGAAUAUUGAAUGAAAGAAUGAGAGAGAGAGAGGGUAAGAAUGAGAACAUUAGAUGGGAUUUGAUCGAGGAGAAUGUUGAGGCCAUAGACGGAAUAUUAUACGAAAAGGGGUAAGAGAGGUUGAGGAUUGAUGAGAAAGGGGGAUGAUGUGAGAUUGAUAUAGAAGGAGAGGAGUGGCAAAAUAAAGGAGGGAUGUGAAGAAGAUGGAAGAUGGUCGACGAAUAAUGUAGUAGACAAUGUAGGAAGUAAGUAUGUAAGCGAGGCUAGUUGGUAGUAGGUUGUAGUAAAUCAGUCAAGCUAGGAUAGGUGACCGAGUCAAGUGCAAAGCCUUGUGCCUUCAGCAGCGCGGACAUCGGCUCACCGACAAACGAGAACGUGAAAUUUAACCGUCCGUUUUAAUUUUUUAAUAAAAUCAACAAAAAAAAAAACGUCGUAAAAUAUUGUAAAUCCGAGUACGGAAGGAGUUCGUUAAUGUAACGUUAUUACUAGGCGAUGAGAGAGAGAGAGAGAGAGAGAGAGAGAGAAAGAGAGAGAGUGAGUGAAAGAGAGAAAGAGAAAAAUUGGAAGAAUGAAAGAGAGAGAGAGAGAGAGAGAAAGAGGGGCGGAAUAAAAAAAAGGGCGUGUGAAAAAUAAUGGACGAGAAUUAUUAAAUAAGAAUGAAAGUUAUAAGAUUGUGUAGAUAGGAAGGGUUGAAUCAGUGGGAGAACAAAAGCAAAAAAAAAAGUAUAAAGGAAUUAUUGAUAUUAGUCUGAAUGGAUUGUUUUUCUUUUCUUUUUUUUUUCUCUAUCUUUUUUUUCUCUUCGAUUUCUUUCUUUCGUUCUUUUUUUUUUUUUUUUUUUUUUAAAUUCUUUUCUACAAUUUUUUUUCUAUGUCUAUUCUUUGUCUUUUUUUUCCCCUUCAAAGCUACAAGCAAGUGUUGAAAACAAAAUAGGAAACAUAACAAGAGGCUAAGGGUUAGGGAAACUCGAUGACGCGCGCAGGUUCCUCCAGACGUCUCUUUAAAGCUAUAAUAUGCUGCGAACACGAUUUGAUAGAGAAAGAGAGAGAGAGAGAGAGAGAGAGAAAGGCGCCAGUAUUAUUAUUACAAACAUACUCGAUCGUUGAAAUAAAUGGAAGAAUGAGAGAGAGAAGCUACAAGAAAAUAAAUUGCAUACAUAUACUGGAUGGAAGAAAGAGGACAAAGAAAGAAAGAAAGAAAGAAAGAAAGGAAAAAAGAAAGCUAAAGUAAUAAUGUACGAAGGUUGACCUGACCUGAUUGUCGGUAAAGGAGCCAUUUUGUUUUAAUGUCACAAGCACGCGACCGUCUUAUUAAUAAAAUGGCAUACGUUCUUCAUUAAAUCCGCGAUCGAAAGCAAAAUUUAAAAGGAGAAAGAGAAGAAGAUGAAAAAAAAAUUAAUAAUAAAUAAAUAAAUAAAUAAAUAAAUAAAUAAAUAAAUAAAUAAAUGAAUGAAUAAAUAACUAAAAAUACUUAAAUGCGAAAAAGAAAAAAAAAAGAAGAAGGACAAGAGCUUGGUAUAGGAUUUAAAAAAAAAAAAAAAAGAAUUAUGAAGGACGGUUCUCUCGAGUCCACGCACAAGUUGACAUUUGUCUCACGAAAGUCCGAUUUUAUGGAAUAAUUGUAAACACAGAUUAAUACAAAAGAAAGAGAUAAAGAGAGAGGAAAAAGGAAAGAGGGAAAGUGAGAAAGAAAAACAAAAAAAAAAGGACGAAGAAGUGAAAUCCAAAAGUGAAGAAGAAAAGAAAAAAGAUAUAGCACACACACGUACACACAUAUAUACACAUACACCCACUCGAGAGAGAAACGGAGAGAAAAGAGACAGAGAGAGAGAAAUAGAGCGAAAGAAAAAAAAAAGAAAGAAAUUUACACACACGCGUUGUCAUAAAGAUACAAAGUACACUAAGAAUUCUCGAUGUUGUAACACUGUAAUUCUAUGCUAUUAUAACUGAUUGUACGCAGUUGUUAUUCCGUAGUAAGUACCACGCAAGUUUUAACGAAAAGAUUAAAAAAAAAAAAAGCAAAUAAAAAAAGAAAUAAUAAUAAUAAUACUAAUACGAACACUACGUUAUAAAUUUCUGUGACGUGUAAUAACGAGCGCGAGAGAGAAAGAGAGAGAGAGAGAGACAACACGGGCGUUUUGAUGUGUGAAAUUUAUUUGAGAACUACAAAAAACAAAGGAGAGAAAGAGUGAGAGAGAGAGAGAGAAGAAAGAAUGGAAGAAAGCAAGAAUGAAAGUGGCGUGACUGAUAAAGUAAAUAUGUGUAAGAAAGAUGGAACGUGUAUAGUGACUGCCGCGUGUAAGUACUUUUGUCAAAAUUUAUUUUUUUCAAAGAGAAAAAAAGUGGAGAAAAAAAGAAAAGGGAGACCGAGCAAAAUACUAAGAGCAUGCAUAAUAAUAAUAAAUAAUAAUAAUAACGAUAAAUACUACUACUACUACUAAUAAUAAUAAUAAUAAUAAUAAUAAUAAUAAUAAUAAUAUUAAUAAUAAUAAUACAUAAUAAUAAUGAUACAUAAUAAUACAUAAUAAUAAUAAUGAUACAUAAUAAUAAUAGAUAAUAAUAAUAAUAAUAAUAAAAAUAAUAAAAAAUAAUAAUAAUAAUAAUAAUAAUAAUAAUAAUAAUGUAACGCAAUCGAACAGAAGAUAUAAAAGUCCCAGGUUUCCAUACAUAGAACGGUGAAAAAAAUUCAAACGGAUCAUUUUUUGACGAGGGCAACCAAUCAACAGUCCUCUAUAAAACAGAUAAAAACCAAAAAGCGAAGGGAAGGAGAACGAAAAAAAAUACGAAUAGAAAAGAAAAACACAAUGUGUGAAUGAGAGUGUCUAAGAUAAAACACAAGAAAUUGAAAAACGCGCAUCAUCGUCGUACACACACGCACGUGUCUAUCGUGUUUAACUAUUAUUCAAGAUUAUUAUACCUCUGUCGAAGUAAAUUAAAAGUUAAAAAGUAAAAAAGAAAAAAAAUGAAAAAAAAAUGGAAAAAAGAAAAGAGCGAAAGGAAAAAAAGAAGGAAAGAAAAAAUGAACGAGAAGGGUGAUGAAAUAACGCACGCGUUGAAAGGACGAGAGUCUAAAAAAAUGGAGCAAAAAAAAUCACAUAAAUAAAUAAAUAAAUAAUUGAAUGAUUGAUUGAUUGAUUGAAUGAGUGAAUACAAAGAAAUAAAUAAAUAAUAAACGGAAAAAUUAUAAUAGAAAAAUAGAAGCGACAAAUCGAAAAUUAGAAGUUACAACAUGGGGUUGAAAGAAAAAGAAAAAAAAAGAAAAGAAAAAUUGAAAGAAAGCGUAGCAACGUUACAAACAUAAUAAAAAAAUUCUCUUACGAACGUAGAACAACAACAACAUCAACAACAACAAGUAAUUGUAAUUAAAAAGGAAAAAAGAAAAGGAAAAUUUGUUCGUUAUUGGCACAAAUAUCGAUUGAUUGAUCGAUCAAUCGAUCCCUCUCCUACACGAUAUAUACAUCAUCGACGACCGGAUCUAUGAAAGAGCGUUCGUUCUUUCCUCUCGAAGCAGAGGAAGAAGAAAAAGAGGAAGAAAAAGAAAACCCUUCGCGCUAUGUUCGAUAAACAACAAACGUAACCUCUCUUUCCGUGCUAGAAAUGUGCACGGAUGAUUUAUCUUUAAUUAGAAAAGAUUUCUGGAUGAUAGAUAAGGCGUGACACGCACGAUUUCGGAUCGACGUCUCUCUUCUAUAUAUAUAUAUAUAUACAUAUGUAUGUAUAAAAAAAAAUAAUAAUAAAAUAAUAAAAUAUAUACAUGAAAUAUAUAUAUAUAUAUAUAUAUAUAUAUAUAUAUAUGUAUAUAUUUAUAAUUACAAAUAAAAAAAGAAAUAUCUGAUAAAGAGGGUGACACGGGAUUGAUCGACAAAGGGAAAGAAAGAGAGAAAAAAAAGAGAGAGAGCGAAAGAAAAAAAGAUAAAAAGUAAAUAAAUGAAAAAAAAAACAAAGAAAAAAUAAAAUAAAAUAAAAUAAAAUAAAAUAAAAUAAAAUGAAACCGCCAAGCGAUAGGCGGACACUGCCACACCGCGAGGAGUGUAUUAAACGCGAAAAACACCAUAGGAGGGAAUAAUGUUUUAAGUGUAUGAGACACUCGAAGAAAGAUUGGGAACCCGGUUUAAUCAGAAUUCUUGUGAAAAGAUAGAAAAGGAGAUAGUACGAGAAAAGAACAUGCGUAUGAAAGAGAGAGAGAGAGAGAGAGAGAUAAAGAAAGAAAGAAACUAUCAUCGCCAUUGUCAUUUCCGAUCGCUUGCAAUUUUGUCGCUUCAAUCUCGUCGAUAAAAAAAGUGAGUGAGAGAGAGAGAGAGA